GCCACGUGUCGUUCAGGCAGCUCUCUCGCCGGCCACUUGCCUCUUCGCACUCAAGAGGCUCUUCCGUCAACUUCAGUUUAAGCUCUCUCUCGUCUUCUUCACCACCACCUUGCCUUCUCUGUAAUCAAUGGGGGAAGAAGCAAGUAGACAACAACAAAGGACAUGGAACAACAACAGAGACAUGACGUUAACGACAAACCUUUCUCUGGACAUAAACAAACACCCGACAGAUCCGUCUGAAAACGGCGGUGAAACAUCGGACUGCGAAGACCACGAGCUGAGUCUUGGUCUCUCUUUAGGAGGACGAUUCGGAGUAGACAAGACUCCGAGGAAGCUUAAACGAUCUUCUUCCGUUUUGGGCGCUGUGCUGCCGUUUGUGUCCGAGCCGGAGAAUAACUACGCGGUGGGGUUAGCGAGAACGACGUCGUUGCCGGCGGAGAUAGAGGAGGAGUGGAGGAAAAGGAAAGAGAUGCAGUCGGCGAGGAGAAUGGAAGCUAAGAAGAGGAGAUGCGAGAAACAGAGUUUCAGAGGUGGAGACGAGCAAACGUCGUCGUUUGAGAGUGAGAGAUGGGUCACUGCUAGUAAAAGUGGGUUUCUUCAGAGGCAUUUGGUUUCUUCCGUUGAUUCCGAUGGUGCAAGAGGAGGAGGAGGAGGUAGCUCUUCUAGCUUGUCGGAGCUGGACAACAAGAAUCAUCAACAAGGUUCAUCAAAUAGUUGUGGAGCGGAAACGAGUCCAAAGAUCGUGACAAGAUGUUCAUCUAAUAACAGCGAAAUCCACGGAACAGAGAAACACAAGGGGAAUGAGAAAGGAGAGGAUGAUGGGAAAGGGAAAGGCAAAGGGACGGUUCCUACGUCUACUGGUUUGUUUGACAUGCCGUGCGUGUUCACCAAAGGAGACGGUCCAAACGGAAGACGUGUCGACGGCAUUCUAUACAAGUACGGGAAAGUGGGAGAGGAAGUUCGGAUCAUGUGCAUUUGCCAUGGCAGUUUCUUGACACCAGCAGAGUUCGUUAAACACGGUGGUGGUGGAGAUGUUGAUCGUCCUCUUCGGCAUAUCGUUGUCAACACUUCUCCUUCAACGUUUUGACUAGGAAGAAGAAUCUGGUAAAAACUAGAAGUGUCUUCUCUUCUUGUCACAUCUUCUAGUUGUUGUUUUUAUAAAUCUUUUGGAUAUCUUCUGCAAAUCUCAAUCUUGAUGAAGAUCAAGAUUCUCAUGUAUUUUUAGGUGUAAUACUUGAGAGAACAUCAAAGAAUCAUCAAAUGAUAUAUAUAAUGAUUCAGAUA
This is a messenger RNA of Brassica napus (rape), 1284 nucleotides long. RefSeq names its product ninja-family protein AFP2. The transcript is spliced from 4 exons. The coding region runs from base 128 to 1087 and encodes 319 amino acids. Lineage: Eukaryota; Viridiplantae; Streptophyta; Magnoliopsida; Brassicales; Brassicaceae. Gene Ontology annotation, biological process: negative regulation of DNA-templated transcription; response to abscisic acid; signal transduction. The record is from RefSeq and is a predicted model, not a curated record. Gene Ontology annotation, cellular component: nucleus.